Magallana angulata is the source of this 634-nucleotide messenger RNA. RefSeq lists its product as uncharacterized. The coding region runs from base 166 to 489 and encodes 107 amino acids. The record is from RefSeq and is a predicted model, not a curated record. Gene Ontology annotation, molecular function: serine-type endopeptidase inhibitor activity. Lineage: Eukaryota; Metazoa; Mollusca; Bivalvia; Ostreida; Ostreidae. The transcript is spliced from 3 exons.
AGCUUAAAGCCGCGUCAAUCAACGAAGAGCGCGAUCGAUCAAAGUUUGACGGGAUUUGAGAUCCCGUCACGGGGCAUUGUAAAACAUACACCGACAACAAAUAUAUAAAACAGCAGCUCCGCCAGCGAUGAAGCACAGUCGAGUAUCGCAUCUUCACAUUACAACAUGGAUUCUUCUUCAAACUUUUCUGGAUUACGCUUUGCUUUGGUAGUGUUGGCACUGUGUUCUAUUGUGGCUGUACAUAGUGUUCCAGUGCCACUGACUACACAGGAACCAGCAGAGACAAAGAUUUGUCAGUCAUGUGAGCUGUACUGUAUGACAAAGCACAACUCCUUUGCAGAUGUUUGCAACGAGUGCCAAUGUGAACCCCCAAAAGAUGUGAUUUUCCCCAGCAAACACUACUGUUUUUUUCGAAAAUGUGAUCAAGAAUGCGACAAAGGAUACCAGGUUGAUGUGAACGGGUGUCGAACCUGUGACUGCGUUGCGUGAACAUGAACAUGAACAUGAACUUUCUAUUGUUAUUUAUAAUUCCUCGAACAAGCUGACUGUGAUCUCCAUUCUUGUUAUCUGAUGUUGUUAAUCUUAUUAUUAUUUGUUACGUAUUUAUUACUUUUCUAAUAAAACUCUUUUUCUA